Maniola jurtina (meadow brown) is the source of this 12351-nucleotide messenger RNA. RefSeq names its product laminin subunit alpha (gene LanA). The record is from RefSeq and is a predicted model, not a curated record. NCBI's taxonomy places the organism in Eukaryota, Metazoa, Arthropoda, Insecta, Lepidoptera, Nymphalidae. Bases 48 to 11108 code for a protein of 3686 amino acids. The transcript is spliced from 62 exons. Gene Ontology annotation, biological process: cell adhesion.
CAUUCAACUCCAUAGUUCAUUCUGCGACGAUCCGGCGCGCGCGUACCAUGGCGCGUGUUGUCGCGCUACUUCUCUUGUACAUGAGCGUCGCGUGCGCAGAAAUAUUGACACCCCCGUACUUUAACUUAGCGCUUGGAAAGAAGAUCACUGCUUCAGCGACUUGUGGUGAUGAAGGAUCCGAAUUGUACUGUAAAUUGGUUGGUGCCAAUGUGGACCACGAUGAAACUGUGAUUCAAGGACAGGUAUGCGACGUCUGCGAUGCGACGAAUGAAGCGAAGAGACAUCCGCCGGAGUACGCCGUGGAUGGGAUGGAAACCUGGUGGCAGAGCCCUCCUCUAUCACGAGGAAUGAAGUAUAAUGAAGUCAAUCUUACCAUAGAUCUCGGUCAGGAAUUUCACGUGGCAUAUGUCUUCGUCCGAAUGGGCAAUUCCCCAAGACCAGGGCUUUGGGCUUUGGAGAAAUCUACUGACUACGGAAAGACGUUCAAGCCGUGGCAAUAUUUUUCCGACUCUCCACAGGAUUGCGUAAGAUAUUUCGGACGGGAGAGUCUGCAACCCAUAACAAAAGAUGAUUCGGUAAUUUGCAGUACGGAAUACUCUAAAAUUGUUCCUCUUGAAGGUGGAGAAAUACCAAUUUCGCUGCUAAAUUCUCGGCCGUCAGCAAACAAAUAUUUCAACUCUUCUGUGCUACAAGAGUGGACGCGAGCGACCAACGUGAGAUUACGUUUAUUGAGAACCAAAAACUUGCUUGGUCACCUUAUGUCGGUAGCAAGACAGGACCCUACGGUUACCAGAAGAUACUUCUACAGUAUUAAGGAUAUCAGUAUUGGAGGGCGAUGCAUGUGCAACGGCCACGCCGACACUUGCGACCCGGCCGAGCCCGAGAGUGACAGCAGUAUUCUUGUAUGCCGAUGCCAACACAAUACCUGCGGUCCGCAAUGUACUGCCUGCUGUCCAGGUUUCGAACAGAAGAAAUGGAGAAUAUCGCAAAAUUGGGACAGAUUCGCUUGUGAACCUUGUAACUGUCACAAUCACACCACUGAGUGCGAGUUCGAUGCAAGUAUUGACGAGAAACGCUUAUCACUCGAUAUACAUGGACGAUAUGAAGGCGGUGGCGUAUGUAAGAACUGCCAACACAACACAGAAGGAAUAAACUGUAACAAGUGCAAACCAACAUACUACCGCCCCUACGGUAAACGCUGGGAUGAACUGGAUGUAUGCCAACCUUGUAACUGUGACUUACACUAUUCGACCGGUAACUGUCAAGAGGAAACCGGGAGGUGUGAGUGCCGAAGGGAAUUCAAUCCACCAAACUGUGAUUCUUGUGCGUAUGGAUACUUUGACUAUCCCGAUUGCAAGCCUUGUACAUGUAAUCUUAAUGGCACAGAAGGACAACACUGCACACCUACUGACGGAAUGUGUCCUUGCAAAUAUAACUACGCGGGAUUUUCGUGUGAAAUGUGUGCAGAUGGUUAUUAUUCACCGGAAUGUAAAAAUUGUGAAUGUCAUUCAGUUGGGUCUGUAUCGCACGUGUGUGACAAGGAAAGCGGUAACUGCACUUGCAAGAGCAAAUACACUGGCAGAACUUGCAAUCAGUGCGAGGCUGGAUACUUCAACUACCCAACAUGCAAACAUUGCAACUGUGACACCAGUGGUACAGAACCUAUCAUUUGUGACGACACCACAGGACAGUGUAUUUGUAAACCAGGUUUCGGUGGUACUCGCUGUGAUCAAUGUUUGUCAGGAUAUUACAUGGAGGUUCGAGGGCGUGAACGUUCCUGUGUCCCUUGCGAUUGUUCGCCAACCGGUUCUACCUCAACCAGUUGUUCAGUUGAUGGGAAAUGCAAUUGUUUAAGUAAUUUUGGUGGCAAGCAGUGUGACCAAUGCUCCCCAGGAUAUUUCAAGUUCCCUGAAUGUUUACCAUGCAACUGUGAUGAGUCAGGCGCAAUUGGCUCAACAUGUGAUGACAACGGGCAGUGCCACUGUAAAUCCAACUUUGACGGCAUUAAGUGCGAUAAAUGCAAGGAGCAGUUUUACAACUAUCCUGCCUGUGAAGAGUGUAACUGUGACCCGCGAGGAGUCAUUGCGUCUUUUGCCGGUUGUGGUUCAGUACCAGCAGGAGAGCUGUGUCAAUGUAAAGACCGAGUGCAGGGCCGAAUCUGUAACGACUGUAGACCUCUAUUUUGGAAUUUACAAGAAUACAAUCCUCUUGGAUGUGAAGAAUGUAGCUGCCACAUAGCAGGCACGCUUGGAGGUCUCGGCGCAUGCAACACCCGCAGUGGGCAAUGUAUGUGCAAAUUACACGUAGGCGAAAGGAAAUGCGAGCAAUGUCAGGACGGUUUCUAUAAAUUAGAAAAUCACAACAUGUUCGGAUGCACAGCAUGUGACUGUGAUGUUGGUGGUUCAAUCGACAACAACUGUGAGAAGACCACCGGGCAAUGUCGUUGCCACUCACGUGUGGAGGGCCGACGCUGCGACCGACCCAUCCGCGCGCAUUACUUCCCCACACUACAUCAGUUCCAAUAUGAAGCUGAAGAAGGCCUCACCCAAUCUGGUCCUGUUAGGUACAGAAACUCGGAAGACGUAUUUCCGGGCUACUCUUGGAAAGGAUAUGUAGUGUUUUCGAUGUUACAGAACGAAGUCAUCAACGUAGUGCACAUCAGCAAGUCGUCGCUAUACCGCAUGGUAUUAAAGUACGCCAAUCCUCUUAAAGAUCCCGUUACUGCCAGCAUUAUUAUUACACCAGAGAGCGUCAUUGAUACAAAACAGAGCUUCAAUGUUCAUUUGAGGCCGACUCAUCAACCGCAACUUGUCACCGUCUUAGUAGAGAAAGGAAACGCACCGGCGCCUUUUGUUAUGAACGCAGGCAAUUGGACCGUUACAGUAAAAACCACCAAAGAAAUUAUGAUAGAUUAUUUUGUUUUGAUACCGGAAGCAUACUAUGAGGCCACAGUUCUGACAAAGCUAGUAGAUACGCCAUGUAUUAUCGGUGAAAACAAAUUGUGCAGACAUUUUGCCUAUCCUAAUUUAGCUGGACGUCCUAAGGCUACUGUUUCAGACAUGGUAGUAAACGUCACAUCAUUUAUUGAUGAUCCCGAGCAAUUACAAGAGUACAAUGCACAACCGAAUGAAAUACCGAUUAUUAACAACGUCCAAAAUGAACUUCAUUACAACAUGAAGAUAGAUCCAAGUGGGCCUUAUAUAUUGAUUAUAGAAUAUGUUACUCCUAUCAAUAGAACAGCUCUGACAAUCAGCCAGUCUAAUUCUACAGAACAUUACGAAUUGUCACCUAGAGGAGUAGUCACAGUGAGAUUCCAGUCGGGAGAUGGACCAGAAUCAAAUGCUUUAGCAAAUUUAAACGAUUGCCCAUAUACAACUCCUUGUAGACAAGUUGUUGUAGACGAUUUGUCUAAAAUUUACUCAUUUAAUAUUCAAGAACCCAACAACGUUGUAUAUUUGGAUGGUGAUACUGGUACUCUCGCUGGAAUCAAAUCAAUAAUAGCGAUUCCAGAAUCAGAAUGGCAUCUUGACUACAUUAUCCCGCGACCGUACUGCCUUCGACACGAUGGUCGCUGCAGUCCCGCUGUCUUCUCCACUGCAGUUGACUCCAAAAAGGUUGAAAUAGAAACAGGCACAGGAGGGGACAGAGCUCUUAGACCACCAAUACUAGAUAACUCUACAAUAGUAGUGUACAUUGCACCUGGAUCAGACUCUGUGAAAAUAGAAUCAAAAGUGCCAUCUCCUGGAGAUUACAUGUUCGUAGUACAUUAUUAUCAACCGGACCAUCCAGAAAGUAAUAUGAAAAUAAAUCUUACCGCUGACGGCCAACAAUACCAGGCUUCUAUACUUGUGGAGCAUUGCCCUUCCAAUUCUGGAUGUAGAGCCCUGAUUAAGCAAACUGAGGGAAAUACACAAUUCAGUAUUUCAGAGAACUUCACAAUCGAAUUCAAGGGUGGCAAUAGCAAAGAAGUAUGGCUGGAUUACGUUCUCGUCAUUGCAAACCCAGAUUUUAUAGACUCAGUACUUAAAGAAGCUAAUAUGAUUGAUUAUACUCGGGAGUUUAUAGAAAAAUGUGCCAUGAACCAUUACUACAUAGCUUCUAACGAAACAGGAUUUUGCCGCGACGCCAUGUUUUCGAUAACAGCGGAAUACAACAGUGGGGCCCUGAGUUGCUUUUGUGACUUCUUGGGGUCCACGGAACUGGAAUGUAACACCUUCGGAGGCCAAUGUCCGUGCAAGGACAAUGUGGUCGGCAGAACUUGUAGCGCUUGUAGAACAGGCUAUUAUGGGUUCCCCAACUGCAGACCGUGCCAUUGCCCUUCGACGGCCAUUUGUGACGAGAACGGUGAAUGUAUCUGCCCAAAGAAUGUAGAAGGCGAAAAUUGUGACCGUUGCAAACCUUAUACUUUCAACUUUGACGUACAGCGUGGUUGCGAUGACUGUAAUUGUAAUCCUUUGGGAAUAGUUGACAACCAGUUGCAAUGUGAAGCUGAUAGUGGAAACUGCGAGUGUAAAGAAAAUGUAAUCGGACGGGUUUGCGAUCACUGCGUUCCAGGACAUUAUGCUUUCCCUGAUUGUCUCCGAUGUACGUGUAAUGAAGAUGGUACUACGGAUGACGUAUGCGAUCAAAACACCGCUCAAUGUUUCUGCAAGAAACAUGUCAGGGGUCAGGACUGCAGCAUCUGUAAAGAAGAAUACUUCAACCUUCAAUCAGACAACCCUGACGGAUGCACAAAGUGUUAUUGUUUCGGAAAAACAACCAGAUGCAGUAGCUCAUAUUUAUCAUGGGCUGAGAUAAACGGCAUGAGUGAUUGGUAUCUAGUAAAUAUUGAAACUAGCCGAACGUUGAAUAUCUUCCCCUUGACUAUUAGUCCAAAUGUAUUGAACGAUUCUGUAAUAGGAGCCGAUCUUGCAAGCAAUGAAGAUGGUUUGCAAAAAGUUGUAUAUUUUGGUGCGCCUAAUUACUAUUUAGGUAAACGUCUGACGUCUUAUGGGGGAUAUCUUACCUACUCCAUUUUCUAUACAACACGUGAGAACGGACAUGCCAUAGCUGCGCCUGACGUCAUUAUUGAAGGAUCCAAUGGGUUUAUUGUACACAAUAGUAUAGAACAACCGCCAUCUGUCGAAAACUGGGUACACAGUGUUAGAAUAUCGGAAAAUGAAUUCACUAACCUGGACGGAUCUCCAAUUUCAAGAGACCAGUUUAUGAAUGUUUUGGUUAAUAUCACCAAUAUUUAUAUUAGAGCUACAUAUUGGCAUGAAGCUGUAACAACCAGAUUAAUGGGAGUCACAUUGGAUAUUGGAGAAGAGGAAUAUAACGCCCUGCCGGAUAGAAGAGCUUUGUCGAUAGAAGAAUGCCAGUGCCCGAAGGCAUACAGAGGCCUCUCUUGUGAGCAGUGCGCUGAAGGGCACUACAGAGUUAGCUCUGGACCUCAUGCAGGAUUUUGUGUACCAUGCCAGUGCAAUGGACACUCAAAGGAGUGUGAUGUCAAUACUGGAAUAUGUUUGGGUUGUACCGACAACACUGAGGGUGAUCACUGUGAACAGUGUAUAUCUGGGUAUCACGGCGAUGCAACGAUCGGGACUCCUAGAGACUGUCUAAUUUGCGCUUGUCCCAUACCAAAUGCCUCCAAUAAUUUCGCUUAUGGUUGCGAUUUAAGUGAUAACGGAUCGCUUAUAUCGUGUAUCUGUAAACCGGGUUAUGGAGGAGCGAGAUGCGAAUACUGUGCUGCAGGAUAUUAUGGCGUUCCUGAGCAAAUUGGUGACUAUUGCAAGCCUUGUAACUGUUCCGGGAACAUAAACACCGAAGAUCCUGGUUCCUGUGACAGUAUUACAGGAAACUGCCUUAAAUGCGUUAACAACACUGCUGGAGCUGCAUGCAAUUUAUGUGCACCUGGCUUCUUUGGUGACGCAAUCUUCUCCAAAAACUGUACAGCCUGUGUCUGUGAUGAUUACGGCAUGGAACGAUGCGAUCCGACCACCGGUACUUGCGUCUGUCGUCCCGGAGUGAUCGGCGAGAUGUGUGACCAGUGUCUGCCUGAUUAUUGGGGUUUAAAGACCGGCCAGGGGUGCAAAGCCUGUAACUGUGGUAUUGCUUCGGAAUCCACACAGUGUGAUGAUAAUACCGGGAAAUGCAGAUGCGCAAAAGGAGUGACUGGAAUACACUGUGAUCAAUGUGCAGCUGGUUACUGGAACUACACAAAGAAAGGAUGCGACCGUUGUAACUGUAACAAGGGAUACUCGAUUGGAUUCAUGUGCAAUGCUACUGGACAGUGCGAAUGUCUACCUGGCGUCAUUGGAGAAAAAUGUGAUCGUUGUCCAGACAGAUGGGUAUUAAUCCCUCAAGAGGGCUGUUUAGAAUGUGACUCAUGUACGGAUGCUCUAAUCUUUACGGUUGAAGACUUGAGGGAUCUGUUGAGUAACGAAACAUUUGAUUUCAAGGAUAAAGCAGAUUCGUUCUUUACUACACAACGACUAAAUUAUAUAUCAAAUCAAACUGAUCUUUUAAAACCCAAAGUUGCAGAACUAAGGAAUGUAGAAUUAAGCGAAGUUACCUCAGCUGUAAAAGCUCUUGAAACCAAUGCGAAAAACCUUCUUCGAUCGGCUGAAUUCGCAGCAACGGAUAGCGAUAAACAAAUUUUAAGAGCUGCAGAUUUGACUAAUACUGCCGAGAACGUUCUAGCUUCUGUAAGAGAGAAUAGCGACAAAGCCAAGGAAAUUGUAUCCCAUGUAUCAGAACUAGCGACUGGCCUGGAAUUAAGUCAACAACCCAAAAUAGACAGCGCAUUAUCAGAAGCCAGGCAAAUUAAGAGCGAUAUUGCUGAAAAAAAUUUGAAAUCUAAGGAGGUACAAGCUGUCAAUGCCUACACAAAUGCUUCCCAACAAGUGGAACGAAUGAAUAUUUUCGUACAGCCAGUAAACGAGCAAGUUAAGAAAUUCGAAUCGUUGAUUAACGAAACUCGUAAGCUGAAAUCUAAGUUGCAAGAAAUGCUCGAAUACACCGAUUUGGCUGGGCACAUUGCUUCGGAAGCAGAAAAUCUAAAUGCAAAUAACAGAAAGGCGAAAUUCGAGAACAAAGUUUCAUCUGUAACAAAAUUAAAUAGUGCAGCCAUGAAAGAUUUAAUUGACUCUGCAUUUGAUAUCAGCAAUGCAACUUUAUUCACUGGUAAAACAAAGGAAAAAGCGAGAAACAUGAGCCUUGCCUUAGAAGAUAUCCAAAAUACUAACGCAAAUAUGAACGACUCUAUAGAAACAAUUAUAAAAUCGUUGCCUGAGCUAACCAAUUUGACGAAUGAGGCAUUAAAUCAUGCUAGGAAUUUGCGAAACAGAGGGGAAAGCUUGAGAAAUUUAGCGGACCGAGAAAAUAAUAAUUCACGUAUCCAACAUGCGUACAGCGCAGGUUCUGCCUAUUCCUCUAUAGUUCAAGAAAUUUCGGAGGCUAAAAAUGCCAGCGAAGAAGCUGAAACUGCUGUUAUAGACAUCACUGACGUUAAUAACAGAUUAAAGAACACAGUUGAGCCAGCACGAGCACGUUCUCUCGCUCUUUCGAAAGCAGCCUUAAAAGCUCUUGAAAUUGUAGAGCAACAAUUAAAACCAAACCUUACUUUAGCUGACGAAGCGCUCACAAAUGCAUCUUCAACUUUUGGCUAUGCAGAUGAUGAGAAUAAUGCUAUACAAUUGUCUCUUCCACUUUCCCCGCAAGUAACAUUAGAAAGUGAAACAAAUAAGGCAGAUAAAGUAGCUAAAAUUGUGAACUCUACAAUGGAUACUAUGUCUAAUCUGUCAAACGAACUUUCAAAUAGCAAAGAAUGGGCGCAAACUCUACCAAAAUUGGCUGAUGAUGCACAAAAAAUGACUUCUAAUGUUGAAAGUUUGAUAACAGAUAUUCGAAAUAUGGAUCCGAUAGUCCAGUCAAAAUUAGAAAAUGUUCAAAUUAAACAAUCGGAAUUAGAAUAUCGACGCAAAGAUGCUGAAGAAAAGAUACAGAAACUUAGAGAAUUAAUUGAACAGGCACGUACUGUAGCAAACCGUAUACAAGUGGGAGUGACUUUCGAUCGACAUUCAACACUUCAGCCUCGCUUACCCGACACUAUAGAUGAAAUGUCAACUUCAACACAUGUAUCUGCUUACUUCCGCACUAAAGAAAAGGAUGGCUUUAUUCUAUAUCUCGGAAAUCCAAAAGACACUAUGCUGAGAAGAACUAAAUCCGACGACUUCAUGGUAGUUGGUAUACAAAAUGGCUAUCCAUAUCUAAUUAUGGACAUAGGUGAUAGCGCCGAAUCUGGCCGGGAACCAGCUAGAAUAAGCAGUGACAAGUUUGUAGCUGAUAACCGAUGGUACCAAGUUAUUGUUGACAGAGUCGGGCGCAACGUUAAACUAUCAAUUCGUGAAAGUCUUGACAACGGGUCGGAAAAAACAUACGACAAAGAUGCUGUUUUGCCAGGACAACAUACUAUAUUCAACCUGGACCGGGAGAAAUCGAAAUUGUAUGUCGGUGGCGUUCCGUCAAACGCGAAACUGCAGAGCAUAAACUUCCCAGCUUUUGAGGGUCAAAUUGAAGAACUCAUGAUAGGCGAUACUCCUGUAGGAUUGUGGAACUCUGUUAGCGCUGCCAAUUUGAAGGGAGCAAGGCAAAGGGAUAAAUUGAUAACGUCUCAGUCUGGUCCUCAAGAAUACAGAUUUAACGGACGUUCUCAUGUAACGAUGCCAGGCCGAGGGUACAUAGGACCACAGAAAAAUCAAGUGUUACUAUUCUUCAGGACAUACGCUCCUGACGGACUUAUCUAUGUUGUAGGAGAAGACAAGCAUUUCUUUUCAUUACAAAUGCAAGAUGGUCACGUAUACUUACAGGUUUCGCUUGGCGAUCCGAGCAACAUGGUUAUCCUGGGUACUCUAAAGACUUAUAACGAUGGCAAGUGGCAUAAACUUGACGCCGGAAGAUAUUCAACUUCGUGUUCCCUUCGAGUAGACAAUGAAAUCGUAAAGAAAGUGGCAAUUUCAGCCGAUAAGGAAAUACUUGCACUUGACACGAUGAACUUCGGUGGCAAUAACAAGGGAAUCAUACAAGUAACAACUAAAGGUUUUGAUGGAUGUCUAAGACAAAUCAGCAUUGAUGGCAUAAACAUUGAUUUGAGCGAAAAUAUAGAAUCAGUUGGAAUUGCUUACAGUUGCCAGUUUGCAUCAUUAGUCUCUCUAUCUGGUGACAAUAGUUACUUAUGGUACAAGGACAUAACAACUGAACACCUUCAGUUGACUCUAAAGUUCAAGACCUCGGAUCCUGACGGUCUACUCUUUAUUUACAUCAGUCGAACACAGACGACAACUAUGCCUGACGGCAUCUCACUGUCGCUUAAAAAAGGAAAACUAGUACUUAUGAGUCAACGUGAAGUGCUAGAUACAGGCCUUAAUACAUACAAUGAUUCUCAAUGGCACGUGGUGUCUGUAACUCACAACAACAAAGCUUUACGGCUCGUGGUAGAUGACUUCGAUUACUUUAGUACGGAUUCGCCGCCGGCACCGUUGCAUAUAUUGGAUGGUGUCCUUUUCAUUGGAGGAGUGAAGGCUAACUACGUAGUCGGAGGCAAGGUGGGCUCCAAAGCCGCGUUCAAGGGAUGUAUAGCAGACGCCAGCAUCAACGGACGAGUUCUCAACCUCCUGGAGCCAUUCAGCAACCACAGUGUCACUUUUGGCAGAUGCGGCAAAAUAACUACCACUGGCGGCGCACCACCAGAUCAAACACUAUGGCCAGUACAAACUGGUGAUGUUCUACCAACUCCCAAAAUAAUCUCAGAACAAGAAGGAACUACACAAACAGAGUCCCCAUUGGAACCUCCAGAGAGGCCUAUAACAGAGCCACCGACAGCCGCACCGCCUAUCACCACCACUGUUCUCUCCUCAACAAGGACUCCGAUCAUACCCACAACCACAAGAAGAUCGAUUCUCAUUACCAAUAAAAUGCCACCGCAACCUGAAACUGGAUGCGCAUUGGCGUAUGAUCCGCAAUAUACAAUCGGCGAUCCCGAAGAGGGUUACAGAUUCGGUACAAGGAAUGACAGUCGGAUAGAAUACGCAAAGUUACCUGGCCGGCAACUAGACGGUUUCGAUCUCACCAUCACAUUCCGCACCUUCGAUCAACACGGAGGGCUCAUGUUCUACGCGGCAGCUGAGAGAGCACCCGGUCAAUUUUUAGCUCUUUAUAUGAAAGAAGCAAAACUCCACUUCUCAUUCAACUGCGGUGGCGCGACCGGAGAAGUGGUAUCUACUGGUACAUACAAUGACACCGAGUGGCACACAGUGACGUUGGUCCGGAAUGGUGGUCACGGCAAGCUUACCAUUGUGAAUGAGUGGAUUGGCGAAGCGAGCGUUACGUGCAAUACGCCUGCAGUUCUCACGGCGCCUUUCUAUUACGGCGGCCUGAGAAAUGUGUCUAACAGCAUCGGACGUAAUCUCAGAAACUUUUACCAGCCAUUUAAGGGAUGCCUCAAGGGCCUUAUGAUGAAUGCGCAGUACGUUACCGAUAUUCUUCUGAGGAGCAAUUCCCUUCGUUGCACAGACAACGUGGAAGACGGAGUUUACUUCGGCCCUUCGAACAACGGUCAUAGCAAUUAUUUGAAACUCCUGGAAAACUUCAGAAUUGGGUAUGAAAUCUCAAUAUCAAUGGAAGUGAAACCGCGGAAUUCUACGGGUCUUUUGUUGAGUGUACAUGGAAGGAAAGACUACAUGGUCUUAGAGCUGAUGGAAAACGAAGUUGUGGCCAAUGUGGAGAAUGGAAGGGGAAAUUUCAGUGCCAGCUACAAGUUAGGUAGCAAAUUCUCCCUCUGCGAUGGCAAUUGGCAUAAAAUACACGCGGUCAAGUCCCACCACGUGGUAUCAGUUGGUGUCGACGGACAUUUCUCCGAUCCCGGCCUGGGCGUAUCGGGUUCGACGGAUACUCGGUCUGCAAUUUACAUCGGUGGCCACGAACGACCGAUAAACAGAGUGCGCGGAGUCCGAUCCAAGCGGGGAUUCACCGGCUGCAUCAGAAACAUUACCAUAAAAGACACCCCAGUACAAAUACCGUUGAGUGCAGCAGGCAGAAAUACUAAUAUUGGAGUUUGCCCCAGCGAUUAAAUAAUAAAAGUAUAUGUAUCAGUUUCGGCCUUAAUUAAUUAGUAACGGCCUAAUAAUCAAUCCUAUCUCUAAACUAUAUAUAGGCUACUAAGCACCUUGUUAUUUCUCAAAAAAACCGGCCAAGUCGGCCAAAGGAUUCGUACCAUCUUACAAAAAAUACCUAAGCCUUUAAUAUUUUUUCACGAACUCACAAAUUUCGGAUUUUUCUCUUUACUUGUGCUAUUUAAGACAUUACUGCCUGCCAAAUUUCAUGAUUCUAGGUCAAAGGGAAGUACCUUCUAGGAUUUGAUUCCAUUGACAGGACUUAACAGACAGACAGACAGACGGGAUGCUAAAAAUUGGUCUUUUUUGGCAAUUUUAACAAUGUCGCUAAGUAAGUCGUCUAUAGAUUACUGAUAGAUGAUUAUAUUUAUUUAUUAAUUUUGGAUGUUAAUCAUUGCCCCUAGUAUGAGUUUGCAAUAAAUCUCUAAUGUUUUCAGUGUGUUUUGAAUUUUUAUUUCAAGUAGACAUUUUGAUCAGUUCUGUUGAGCGAACUGACGGAAUUUUCCCUCACUAGUUGUGUGACUAAAAUAACAUUCAAGAACUACAGGGAUUUUAAAAAAUUCUUCGCCUGUUUUUUCGCUCACGGCCUUCUGGAUGAUCUGUUACUAUCCCGUAGCCUGAGCCAUGGUGUUUUUAAAUUCAAAGUGGUGCUCGCCGCUCUUAAAAUUUUAAAGUAUAGGAAAAUAUAAAGGAGCGUUCUUAAAUGCGCGGUUUGACCCACGGUUGGCUUUUAGGCCGCGACCGGAAUAACUCGCACAGAACUUUUCAGAAAAAUCAUACAAAGUAAGAAAAAAUCCCAGUAGUUCUAGAUACCGUGUUUGAAUCACAGAACUAGUGAGAAAAGAAAAAUUCAAUAGUUCGGUCAACAAAACUACCGAGAAUAAACAGCUUUGAAUUAGUAAAUUCGACUGCAUUGUACCUACAAGACGAUUAUUAUUUUUAUAAUCGAUAACACUUCGUACUAAGGGUACAGAUAUUUAGUAAUGGGCUUUGCCGUCAAUAUGGCUUUGUACCAGAAGUUCAAAAGUUAAAUUACGAGACGCAAGCCUUUUCAUUCACUUUAUAGACCUAAAUUGAAUUUUUACUGAUUUGUCUCUUUCAAAAAUGAAAUUACUUAAAACAAACUUUUGUAAUGUAAACUCUCAAAAUUUUAUAUUUGUAAAUCUGUAUUCGAAAUAUAUGUACUUCAGUGAUUGGACUA